UGAUAAUCCAAGUCCAAAAUGAAAACAACAAUGAAAGCCAGUAACGUCAUCUACCAAAUUCCACAACACCAACAUCAUCAACAAUAAUAUUCCAAAUCACCAACACCGUCACGCAUCACCACCAUAGGAACUAGCCUCAAGUUUCAUCAAAUGGGUGCUGCUGAACCAGUGGUUGAGAGAAGGAAUGAAACUGGGAAUGAAGUUGAAGUGAGAGAAAGGGAUGCAAAGAUAAUUGAGGAUUUGGAGAAAGGUGAAGUGGGUUUUGAAGAGAGAGUGAUUCACCAUGAAAAUGAAGGUAAUAAUCAGCAGCGUGAUAAUAACAAUCAUGAAGAAGAAUUUCAGCUCCCAAUGUUCCAAAGGUUGAACCCAACAAACCCUUUAAGGAUAGUGAUUAACAGUAACACCAGAGUUGCAGCUCCUUCCCCUCCUUCUCAUCAAUCUCAACGCUCUCACCCUCCUCCUCCUCCUCCUUCUCGUUCUAUUCCAACUCCAUCUCCCAUUCCUAUCCCACAACAACAACAUCAACAGCAUCAACCGGUGACUUUGAAUUCUAAAAAAUAUACCAACAGAAUAUCCUUGUUUCUCUUUGUUCUGCAUAUGUUCUUGGCAAUUGUUCUUGUCUGUUUUCUUGUGUUCAAGGGGGUCCAAGGUCUCAUCCAAGCAUCAGAUUCUUCCAUGAAAAGAAAAGAAAAAAAUGUUUUAAAGUAUUUGCUUCCUCAAGUGGAAGCUGCAUCUUUCAUGAGCAUCAUUCUUGCAUUUGUUUGGCAAGAAGCAAUCAGGAAAUGGCCCACUUUUAUGGUCCAUUUCAUAUUAUGGUGCACUUUUGUUAUGUCCCUCGCCGCAGGGAUUCUAUUAAUCUGCUUCCAGAUGCCUCCCUCUGAUGCUGUUGGUGUGUGUUUCAUUGCAUUCGCAAUCGGGAACGGCUUGUAUGCUUGUUGGGUUAGUCAUAGGAUCAAGUUUUGCUGCAAAGUCUUGAGUCUUUCACUUCAGCCUGUGGCUAAAUUUCGCGACUUGAACAAGACUACAUAUCAGAUGCUUGUGGCCGGGUUCUUGUGGAUAUCCUUGUGGAUUCUAGCAGUGAUUGGGUCAUUGAAUUUCUAUUUCCCACCUUUGAUUAUCAUUGCCUUGGUGUUGAGCUUGGCUUGGACCACAGAGGUUAUGAGGAAUGUGGUUAACAUCACAGUUAGCAGGGUUAUUGCAUUGUAUUACUUGAGGGGAAUGCAGUCUAGUACCCAAUUCUGCUUCCUCAGAGCGAUGACUCGGAAUCUUGGAAGUGCUUGUUUGGGGUCUCUGUUUGUUCCUGCAAUUGAAGCACUGAGAAUUGUUGCCAGGGCUCUGAAUUUGCUUGAGGGGGAAGAUGAGUUCAUGUUCUGUUGUGCUCAUUGUUGCCUCAAUGUCAUGGAAUCGAUUUUUAGAAAUGGCAAUGGCUGGGCAUAUGUACAGAUAGCAGCAUAUGGAAAAGGUUUUGUAAUGGCAUCUCAAGAUACUUGGGCCCUUUUUGAGAAGGAAGAUAUGGUGCCGAUUGUUGACUCAGAUAUAACAAGCUCAAUUUGUUUUCUUACUGGAGUUUGCAGCGGUUCUAUAUGUGUCAUUGUGGUGGCUGCUUGGACCUAUCAUGUGCACCGAAGUUUCACAGCCACUUUGUCACUCCUCACAUUCUUCAUUGGAUACCUUUUGACUAGGAUAGCGAUGGCAGUGCCUCAUGCCUGUGUGAGUUGUUAUUAUGUGUGCUAUGCCGAGAAUCCAGAGAACAGGCUAUUUGACAAAACAAUAAAGGAUCGUCAAGCCUUGUUAAAAACAGGCCGUGAUGCGGUUGUGCCUACUCCAAGGAUUAGGAGGAAUACAAGGAGUUAACUUGCGUUGUGUUAAUUUUAACAUUCUCUUCUUGCACUGUGCAUAUUUCAAACUUCAUAGAGUAGAGAGUACAGUCUUCAAGAUGUUGCAUAGCUUUUGGUUGUACAAAAAAUGUGGGAUGUGGAAGUUAGGUCAAUGAAUUAUAAUAAUACCACGAUGGCAUGAUGAGGUGGUUUCGCUGGGAAUAAUCCAUUAUAAAUUGAAGGAAUGUGGACCAAAUGGGAUUAAUCAACACGAGAACUAAAAGUUAAAAAAAAAAAAUGACUUGCGGGCUGUAGCAUCUAGCAUGUAAUUGACUCAAGUGUUUUUUUUUUUAAUUUUUAAUUAUACGGAAGAAGAAACUUUCACUCAUAAACACAAUUAACCGGCAUUUAUAAAUAACAAAAAGAAAAAUUAGUUUUACAAUUUAAAAGGAAUAUAAAUAUUUAUUAUGUUGAACUAUAAACUAAAAAGAGACAUAAUAUUCGAUUACAACUAAUUUUAAUUAGUAGAAAUAUAGACAAAUUUAAAUCUUUUAUUUAUAAAUCUACAUAGAUAUAUUGUAAUAGAAGAAAUUAUCCAUCUGAACAUUUUAGUGAUUCGUAAAUAUCUUCAUGAAUAAAAAGCUUUUUUCUAAAUAUUUUGUUAUGGUUAUUAAUGAAAAGGAGGAGAUGCAUGAAGAGAAUGUCACAAAUUGUAAUACUGAAUUAGUUAUAAAUAGCGGGACCAAGGCGUAGUGCGAGAAAGAAGACUAUUAAUGGGAGGUUGUAAGGUUAUGCUCUUUAGGUGUGUGUGGUAAAUUCUCUCUGAUGACAACUUCUCUAAACCUUUUAUUCUUAUAUUCUUCUCCCUGCUACUCCCUUUCUUAAUUGUUAAAUCUCUUCCUCCCCUUCCAAGUCCCUUGAUAGAUGCUCGCUGUAGCUGAGAUGGAGCUGAACUUUUUUUUCUUUAAUUCCUUUAUGACUUCAUUCCUUAUUAUCACAUCAUUUAGUACUUAGUCAAUUUAUUGUUCCAUUGAAAUUGCUGUUACUUUUUCAUAAAUAAUUAAAUAAAUAUUUUUUUAUCAGUGAAAUUUUCUACUACAACACCCUUCCAUUGGUGCUUUUCAUUGACCAUGUCUGUUGCGGACAACACGAGGAUGAAAGGCAUGGAGGCGGAUAUUAAAAAAACUUUACCAGAUGAUUGAAUCGGCAUCAAAGGAACAUAGAACAAAGAGGGCCAGAGCCUCUGAAGCUAUGAAUCUCAAAUUUGACGCGCUUCAAUCCUCUAUUACGCAACUGCUCCACAAUCUGCCCGCUCUAGCUCUCCUUCUCGUGAGUUCUCACAUGGUGCGAGCUCAGCCGGGGACCUACCAUUUCGUGUGGGAUUGCAACCCUAAAGGGUGAACGUGAUCUGUCAAAAUUUGAUGGGAGUGAUGCCUUGGGUUAGAUUUUUUUCAUGGAUCAAUAUUUUGAUGUCUUCGAGUUCCCGAUGAAGAACAGGUAGGUUUAGCAAUGCUUCAAAUGUCGGGAUCAUCCAUUCCAUGGUUUCAAUUAUCACAGCGAGCGGCACAGUUUUGUUCUUAGACUCAACUUAAGAGGGUGAUCGAGCUCGAGUUCGGACCUUCAUUGUAGGGAAUUGCUCUUCAAGCUUUAACAACAUAAAACAGUGAGCGAGUAUUAUUCCGAAUUUGUUGCUUUAAGUAAUUGUAUUCAAAUUGAACCGCAUGAUACCCUUAGGGACUGUUUUAUAAGCAGAUUAAGAUAGGAUAUUCAAAGGAAAGUGAAAGUUCAGUGUCCUCCAAGUUUGAUGCGUGUUGUGACUUUGGCGAGUUUUAUAAUAAUUUCUCGCAUUGCUCUACGAAAAAUGAGUUGUUCUUUGUUUCGCAUAAUAACAAAACCUUGGAGAAAUGAAAUUUUUUAAUCCUUUA
Messenger RNA from Arachis stenosperma, 3742 nucleotides. Its product is annotated as protein PNS1. The transcript is spliced from 5 exons. The record is from RefSeq and is a predicted model, not a curated record. Gene Ontology annotation, molecular function: transmembrane transporter activity. NCBI's taxonomy places the organism in Eukaryota, Viridiplantae, Streptophyta, Magnoliopsida, Fabales, Fabaceae. Gene Ontology annotation, cellular component: membrane. Gene Ontology annotation, biological process: transmembrane transport. Bases 151 to 1854 code for a protein of 567 amino acids.